AUGGGACACACACAGGUGAAUAAAGAGGACGAUAACAAGAAGAAGACGGAUGAGGAGCUGGUGCACCUUCGGAGGGAGCUUGGGCUGCUGCCUGCUGUAUCUUUCAUCAUGGGAACAGUGGUGGGCAGUGGGAUCUUCAUUGCACCGAAGGGAGUCCUAAUGAACAGUGGCAGCGUGGGGCUGUCACUUCUAGUGUGGGGACUGUGUGGGGUCCUCUCCUUGUUUGGGGCAUUGUGCUAUGCUGAACUAGGUACCACUUUUACAAAAUCAGGAGGUCACUUCACGUAUCUAUUGGAGACAUUAGGACCCCUUCCUGCUUUCCUCCGACUCUGGGUUGAGUUCUUAUUUAUCAGACCAGCUGCGACUUCCCUUGUGUCCUUGGUCUUCGGUCGUUAUGUGGUGGAGCCAUUCUUUGCACCAUGUGCUGCUCCGACAAUGCUAAUCAAACUUGUGAGCAUCCUUGGAGUGACAUUUCUUGUGGCAGUCAACUGCUGGAGUGUGCGCAUGGCAUCUCACAUCCAGGUCUCUUUGACUUUCAUUAAGAUGUUUGCUUUAGUCCUCAUCAUCAUCCCUGGCGUCAUUGCUUUGGUCAAAGGAAAGACUGAAAACUUCCAGAAUGGUUUUGAGUUUGAGUCAUUAACAUUAGACAGGCUGCCACUCGCCAUCUAUAAUGGCCUAUAUGCCUACAGUGGAUGGUUUUAUUUGAACUUUGUCACAGAAGAGGUCAAAAAUCCAAGCAGAAACAUCCCACUGGCAAUAAUCUUGUCUAUGGUGACCGUGACAGUCUUAUAUGUGCUUGUUAAUGUGGCCUACUACACUAUGUUGGCUCCCACUGAGCUGCUGCUGUCUGAUGCUGUGGCUGUGACAUUCGCCACCUGUGCUCUUCAGGGAUUGGAUUCUGUAAUUCCAAUACUUGUGGCCUUAUCUUGCCUCGGAACACUUAAUGGUGGCAUCUUUGUGUCACCAAGGAUGCUUUUCGUUGGAGCCAGAGAGGGCUACUGGCCACAGAUCUUUUCCACAAUCCAUAUCCGCAGACACACACCUUUACCUGCUUUGCUGUUAAUGUACCCACUGAUGGUGAUCAUGUUAAUCAGUGGAGAUAUUUCCCAGCUCAUCAGCCUUACCUCCUUUUCUCGUUGGUUCUUCAUUGCCUUGGCAACCUUGGGGAUGCUCAUCCAUCGAUAUCGUUCCCCCCUCCACCCUAGACCUUUUAAGGUGCCAUUGGUCGUCGCAGUCACCUUCACAGCGGUGUCUUUCUUCAUUGUGGGUCUCUCUCUUUACUCGGACCCUUGGAACACAGGAUGUAGUUGUGUCCUUACAUUGUCUGGGGUUCCAGUUUACUACAUGACCGUCUACCACUUUUGCUUGCCCCCCACAUGGAGGCGCAUCUUCAAUUAUUGCAGCAAGCAGCUGCAGAUCCUUCUUGAAGUGGCUCAACAGGAAGUCAAGACAUGCUGA
Molecule: messenger RNA, 1458 nt
Organism: Pelmatolapia mariae (spotted tilapia)
Lineage: Eukaryota; Metazoa; Chordata; Actinopteri; Cichliformes; Cichlidae
Product: cystine/glutamate transporter-like
Exons: 12
Coding region: 1-1458 (485 amino acids)
Biological process (GO): amino acid transmembrane transport
Cellular component (GO): membrane
Molecular function (GO): L-amino acid transmembrane transporter activity
Source: RefSeq, a predicted model, not a curated record